Adineta ricciae is the source of this 2469-nucleotide messenger RNA. The record is from the annotation of a GenBank genome assembly. NCBI's taxonomy places the organism in Eukaryota, Metazoa, Rotifera, Eurotatoria, Adinetida, Adinetidae.
AUGUCGACACAUAUGACACUCGAUAAGCAAACGUUUCUUGUAAAUCAUCCCGCAUAUGGUUACAAUGGAACAAUCGAUGAGAUCUAUCAAAACGAGUUUUUAUCGCGUUUACCUACCGAUCGAAUCUAUCUCGAUCAUGCUGGAACAACAUUAUAUACUCAAUCUCAACUAGAUGCACAUUUUCGUCAACUUCGAACUUCAUUCUUAAAUAAUCCUCAUAGUGAACAAGAAGACUCGAAAACAUUAUUAUUAAUUCAUGAAUGUAUCGAAUCGAUCUUGUCAAUAUUUGAAACAUCCAGUCGAGAUUAUUCGAUUGUAUUCACAUUGAAUACGACACAUGCGUGUCAAUUACUAUCCACGUUAUUUCCAUUUUCAUCCAAGUCGGAAUAUGCAUAUAUGAUCGAUAGUCAUAAUAGUCUCAUCGGCAUUCGACAACAAGCUAAACUUCACGGUGGUUCGUUUUCUGUUAUUGAUUAUCCUUCGUUUAUUUAUAAUCAACGAACGAACUCUGAUUAUUAUGAAUCCUUUCAUUGUGUUGGCCAUUCACCACCAGAUUCAGAAUCGAUCAGCACAUCAAUAUCCUAUUGUUUAUUCGCAUGUCCAGCAGAGAAUAAUUUUAAUGGACUACGACCACCACUGAAUCAACUUGUGCAGCCAUUUAUUACUGCACGAGAUGAUUCUUCGAAUGACUUUCGAAUUCCAGUGAAAAAUCAACCAUCAAAAUCGUGUCGAUGGUUAACAUUAGUUGAUUGUGCGAAAUAUCUCUCAACAAAACCGUUUUCACUUAAAUCGUAUCCCGUUGAUUUUGUUGUUUUGUCAUUCUAUAAAAUCUUUGGUUAUCCAACUGGUUUAGGUGCAUUGAUUAUUCGAAAUGAUGUAUUAAAAAUCUUAAACAAAGAACAUUAUUUUGGCGGUGGAAGUGUUGAAUAUGUUUCACCAUACGAUGACACUCGUGUUGAUUACAAAUCGAAUAUCAAUGGUUUCAUUCAUGGGACGAUUCCAUUCACAAGUAUUCUAUCUGUUUAUCAUGGUUUUCAGUUGAUCACAUCUCAAUUAACUUACAAAUCAAUUUCUCUACAUACACAAUGUUUAAUUGACUACUGUCGAAAUGAAAUGUCUCAAUUGGCUUAUUCCAAUGGACAGAAACUUUGUUUAUUUUAUGAUGCCAGAGGUGAUUUAACGAAAGACUAUGGUUAUUCAUACGGACCUGUUUUGAAUUUUAAUUUGUAUAAUAAGCAUGGUCAGUUUCUUUCUUGUCGCUUGGUACAAAGAAUAGCCAGUGAUCAUAAUAUUACCCUACGUGUUGGAACAUUCUGUGCACCAGGUGCAAGUCAAAGUUAUCUGAAUUCGAGAAAAUCGUUUGAAACGAAUCAUGAGUGUCGUCGUGGACUUUUCUGUGGAACGAAUCAUGAUGGCGAAGAUGUGAUCGAUUCCGGUCGACAACCACUGGGUAGUAUCCGUUUAAGUCUUGGUUGGAUGAGCCGAUAUGAAGAUAUUCAAAUCUGGAUUGACUUUCUCUGUCAAAUUGUUCUACAAGGCAUUGGAAUUGCACCAUUAUUCCCAUCGUCGGCGGAAAAUGGAAAUCUCUUGAGUGAAAAUCUUAACUUAACUUUAACACAUAUUUACAUCUAUCCGAUAAAAUCUUGUGCACCUAUGUCUGUUACAGAAUGGCCUUUGACAUCGAUUGCCUUUCUCUAUGAUCGAGAAUGGAUGAUUGUUGAUCAAAAUAUGAAUCCAUUAACGUUAAAACGUCUACCAAGUUUAUCUCAAAUCAAACCUCAUAUUGAUCUAAAACAAAAACAAUUAAUACUCAGUGCCAGUAAUCAUCCGUCUUUUAUUAUUGAUAUUCUUCAUGGUUUGCUUCAAGUAUUUAAAAAAAAACCCGAUAACUCCUAUUCGUGUCUUUUAGAUUCAGCAAUUGUGAAAUCAUCGGUUCAAUUAAAGGACAGAGCUCUUUGUAAUGUUUAUUCAGGUGAAAUUGAACAAUGGCUAACUCGUGUGUUGGGUAUAUAUGCAACUUUAGCACGACGAACGAUUGAUAGUCAAAUGACGCUAGCGAACGAAGGUGCUUUUCUUCUUGUACACGAAGAAAGUGUUCGACAAAUCAAAUCCGAAUUGGCUGAUUAUGAGAAUGUCACACACGAACGUUUUCGGCCGAAUUUAGUUGUCGACAAGCAGAGUCCGAAACAAGUGUGUCCAGCAUACAGUGAAGAUCUAUGGAAACGCAUGCUCAUCUUCCACGAAAAGCAAAUCAUUCGAUUAGAAACAAGUGGUUUAUGCCAACGUUGUUCCGCCGUUAACGUUGACCCAUCGACAGGCAAAAAUCAAAGUCAUCUGUUUACCCGUUUACAAACACAACGACGAGAAGCGAAUACUUUAAGAGCAAAUUUUGGAAUUUUAUUGAAUCUUUCCGAAACAUAUCCACAUGCUUUCAUUCGUGUGGGAGAUUGUAUUCAAACUUUUACAUAA